Cariama cristata (Red-legged seriema) is the source of this 1168-nucleotide messenger RNA. Its product is annotated as AP-3 complex subunit delta-1-like. The transcript has 9 exons. The record is from RefSeq and is a predicted model, not a curated record. NCBI's taxonomy places the organism in Eukaryota, Metazoa, Chordata, Aves, Cariamiformes, Cariamidae. Bases 172 to 879 code for a protein of 235 amino acids.
GAGGAGGAGGAAGGAAAGAAAUCCUCCAAGCAUAAGAAGAAAAAGCACAAGAAAGAGAAAGAAGAGAAAUCAAAAGACAAAAAGAAAUCCAAAAAGAAGAGUCAUCACAGUGAGGAGGAGACAACAGAGUCAGUGCAGAAUGGAACACUAGAUGAUGAACCACUACCACCUAUGUCCAGUUACCACCUUCUUGCUGAAAAUCCGUACAUUAAAAUGACCUACGAUAUUCAAGGAAACCUCCAGAAUGAUAGUCAAGUUACUGUCUCUGUUAUCUUUGAGAACAAAAGCACUAGCUUCCUUAAGAGCAUGGAACUAAAUGUCCUGGACUCUCUCAACACUAAAAUGCUCCGACCAGAAGGAUCAUCAGUACAUGAUGGGAUACCUGUGCCCUUCCAGCUACCCCCUGGAAUCUCUAAUGAAGCCCAGUUUGUGUUUACACUUCAGAGUAUUGUUAUGGCUCAGAAGUUAAAAGGAACAUUGUCCUUUAUAGUCAAAAAUGAUGAAGGUUCAACCCAUGAAAAACUAGAUUUCAAAUUGCACUUCAGUUGCGCUUCAUACUUGAUCACGACGCCUUGCUAUAGUGAUGCUUUUGCCAAGCUCCUAGAGUCUGGAGAUCUGCACAUGAGUUCUAUUAAAGUAGAUGGAAUUAGCAUUUCUUUCCAACAUCUACUGGCAAAGAUCUGUUUUCAUCACCAUUUUUCAGUUGUGGAACGCGUUGAUUCGUGUGCAUCAAUGUACAGUCGUUCUAUCCAAGGCCAUCACGUCUGCCUACUGGUAAAAAAGGGAGAGAACUCCGUAUCCAUAGAUGGGAAAUGUAAUGAUUCCACCCUGCUUAGCAACUUGUUGGAUGAGAUGAAAGAGACAUUGUCCAAGUGCUGAAUAUUCCUUAUAAAAUACUCCAGCUACAAGAAACACACCUAAUGUGUAAAGACGAGCAGACCCAAGUGUUAAGUUUCUCCCUCGUACGCAUGUACUAUCCUGGGGCACGUGCUUUUCAGUUAACUCCACCAUUGUUUGCAGUUUAGACAUUUUAAGGCUGUAUGUUACCUUUUUAUUUCAAAACUUUUUACAAACUGUGGUGUUAACCCUUUCUAGCCCAAAGAGAUCCUGGUGACAUGACUGGAGGAGGGAGGGAGGGAGGGGCGGGCGCUAUUUAUUCAGCAGCUCA